UGCGUCCGUGGCGCAGUCAUCCAAGCAGCCGCACCGAGCAAGCGCAGCCGUAAAAUACCUCCUGUCUGUCCUUCACUUCCGUCUCUCUCUGCGGCAACAUGAACUCCCACUGCAAUGGAAAAGUCAGCGACUCCGUGGAGGACUUCCACCUCAACAACGGCUUCAGCGACCUCAUCAUAGACACCAAGAAGUCCGCCGUCGUCGCGCACCGCAAGCACGAGACGUCCCGCAAAGAGUCCGAAGACGAGUCCCGCUUGCCUCUGCUGGAGGCCGCCUACACCAGCAUCCUUCGGCACCUCGGGGAAGACACGGACCGGGAGGGGCUGCUGCGCACGCCGCUGCGCGCCGCCAAAGCUAUCCAGUUCUUCACCAAGGGCUACCAUGAGACCAUUGACGACAUCCUAAACAAUGCCAUAUUUGAUGAAGAUCACGAGGAGAUGGUGAUUGUGAAGGACAUUGAUGUGUUUUCUCUGUGUGAACAUCACCUGGUGCCUUUUUUUGGAAAGGUUCACAUUGGAUAUAUUCCCAACAAAAAAGUGGUGGGACUGAGCAAACUAGCAAGGAUUGCAGAGAUCUUCAGUCGGAGGCUUCAAGUUCAAGAGCGUCUGACCAAGCAGAUUGCCAUGGCGAUUUGUGAGGCUCUGCAGCCAAAGGGCGUAGCUGUGGUAAUAGAAGCAGCGCACAUGUGCAUGGUGAUGCGUGGCGUCCAGAAGAUGAACAGCCGCACGGUGACCAGCACCAUGCUGGGAAUUUACCUGGAGGACCCCAAAACCCGGGAGGAGUUCCUGACUCUCGCGAUGCGCACCUAACAAACCACAAGCACUAUUCCAACACUAAUCCCUGCUUGCAGAAUUGUUCGGAAAGAUAUUAAGCGUGGCUUUUUAAAAAACAACAGCACAGUGUUCAGAAAUUUGCUGCAAGAAUUCCAACUCUUAAGGAACAAGAUCCAAAAGAGCGACGCUUGAAAGAUUACAGUCCUGCAGCAGUGGAGAUCUCAGUGAACACAAAGAAUCAUGGUGCCUUUUAUUGUAGAUAUAUUAGUUUAAAAAAAAACAGUUUUAUUAUAAAAUAUAGUAAAAGCUGAGUGCAAUAAUAUAAUGUGAAAAUCCUUUCAGAUGGAAAUUUCAUUGGUGCUUUUCCAAACUGUUCCAUUCUGUGUUAUCGGGUUGAGAAUCCACUGGUUUCAAGGUUUCACUGAUGUGUGUGCCAUUUAUAUACAUUUUUUAAACCUUUGUAUUCUAUGACAUUUUAUGGUACAACUGAAUUUAUAUCUGUAGUCCAACAAAUAAAGCAAAUGAAUGUAGAUUUCAGAUCUAUGAUGGUGAUUUCCUGAAGAGUCCUAAAUAAAAACAACAGAAACAGAAAAAA
This is a messenger RNA of Oryzias latipes (Japanese medaka), 1368 nucleotides long. RefSeq names its product GTP cyclohydrolase 2 (gene gch2). Lineage: Eukaryota; Metazoa; Chordata; Actinopteri; Beloniformes; Adrianichthyidae. The record is from RefSeq and is a predicted model, not a curated record. Gene Ontology annotation, molecular function: zinc ion binding; GTP cyclohydrolase I activity; GTP binding. Gene Ontology annotation, biological process: tetrahydrobiopterin biosynthetic process; tetrahydrofolate biosynthetic process. Gene Ontology annotation, cellular component: cytoplasm.